Momordica charantia (bitter melon) is the source of this 1577-nucleotide messenger RNA. Its product is annotated as alpha/beta-Hydrolases superfamily protein. NCBI's taxonomy places the organism in Eukaryota, Viridiplantae, Streptophyta, Magnoliopsida, Cucurbitales, Cucurbitaceae. The record is from RefSeq and is a predicted model, not a curated record.
CACGCCACAAAUUGAGGGAAACAGCUACGCGCUUGUUUUCAGCGCGUGGGAUGCGUUGCUUCAUUUCUCUCCGUCUCGGCGGGGAACAGAGGUACAGAUCACCCUCCUCCAUUUUCGACAGAAACAGAACAAAUCAAUGUCAUAAAUUCACAACGGCAAUGGUUUCGAUUGGAUUUGGGGCCUGUGAAAUCUGACAUGAAUCUCUCGCUUUCAUCUUCCUCUCCCUCUUCACUGCCUUCCGCUGCAGCAUCCCCUUCUUCCCCAUCUUCUUCUUCAACCACAUCAUGGCUCUCCGGCAUAGUCCGUGGCCGUACCGAUAGGUCCGGGAGCAUGAAACUCUCAGCCAACUCUGCCUCCGGCUUUCUACCUGCGGAUCCUCCUGGUCCCGUCGUUAGGAAGAAUCACUUCCGUGGGUUGCUCUUCAAGUACGGUCCUAAGUCAAUUCAGGUUGCAUUUAAGACAGGCGAUUUCAAACAGCAAGUCAUAUUCAUUGGUGGAUUGACAGAUGGCUUUAUGGCAGUAGAGUAUUUGGAACCUCUUGCAAUUGCAUUGGAUAAAGAAAAAUGGUCACUUGUUCAGAUACUUCUCUCAUCAUCCUAUAGUGGAUAUGGUACCUCCAGCUUGCAACAAGACGCCAUGGAGCUUGAUCAGCUAAUAAGUUAUCUGAUCAAUAAAGAAGAUUCUGAGGGUGUUGUAUUACUUGGACAUAGUACAGGCUGUCAGGAUAUAGUCCAUUAUAUGCGUACAAAUGCAGCUUGCUCUCGGGCAGUUCGUGGUGCCAUUUUGCAGGCUCCAGUUAGUGAUCGAGAGUAUAGAGCGACUCUUCCUGAAACAGCAGCCAUGAUUGACUUGGCUUCAACUAUGAUUAGUGAAGGCAGAGGACUAGAACUUAUGCCAAGAGAUGCGGACCCAUCUUCUCCAAUAACUGCCAAUAGGUAUUAUUCCCUUUGCUCGUACAUGGGGGAUGAUGACAUGUUCAGCUCUGACCUUACUGAUGACCAGCUGAGAAUGAGACUGGGCCACAUGGCUAACACACCGUGCCAGGUCAUCUAUUCCAUGGGUGAUGAAUAUGUGCCAGAAUAUGUGGAUAAGAAGGCAUUGGUUGUUAGAUUGUGCAAAUCAAUGGGAGGUGCAGAGAAAGUUGAAAUUGCACAUGGGAAUCAUUCUCUGUCUAACAGAGUUAAUGAAGCAGUUGAUGCCAUUGUUGACUUUGUGAAAAGGGAGGGUCCUAAGGGGUGGGAUGAUCCAUGGCAUUAGUUUUCAUUCAUCUGCCUGCUACUCACUGUGGCUUCUUAGCUUUUUUUUUUUUCUUUUUUUACUGCUUUUAAAUUUUACUUCCUUUUCUCCUUGUUGCAUUUGAUCAUAUCUCCAUAUUGAGAUGGGUUUAGAUUCUGAAAUCUGAAGAGUAUUACUUUAAUGGGUACGAAAGAUUCUCAGAGAGAGAGUUGGAAUUCUUCUUCUGUUGUUCUGUCCAUAACUUUGGUUACUAUUUACACAGAGCUUACAAUAAGCUACAAGACUGGUUUUUGUGUCAGUAUUAUAUGCAUAUAUAAAGAUUCCAGAUUAAUUCAUUUAAA